UAAUGAGUCCCAGGAUUUGAUUUUGGUACUGGGAUUUGGGAGUACAUGGGAUCUACUGGAUUUGGUACUGGGAUUUGCUGAUACUCGUUUCCGGCAAAUUUGCCCACCACCAGCUCGUCAUUUGUGACCACAGAAGAAUUCUGUGUUUGUGACCAACGCCCUCUAAGUCUCCGCUAUCUUUCGUUCGAACUCGUCAUUUCUCGGAGAUUUACGGAAGAUUCUGAGGACUUCCCGCAAGGCGAGGCAAGCAGUUGAUUCAGUUUGGCACCAUUCUUUCCUUCUUCAGCGUCGUUUUCGUAGAGCCAACAUCAUUGAAAAUGUCAUCAAAAACUGCUAAAUACCGUGAAAAAAUGAAAAGGGAGGAUCCUGAGAAGUGGGCCGCAUAUCGUGAAAAGCAGCGAAAGGAUGCAAAGGAGAGAAGGGAUGCCAAGAAGCUGAAGUGGGAGACGCAGCCCCACACAAAAGAUAUGGUAGCAGAAAAGAAGAGAGAGCAGGAAAACGCAAGACUCAGAUGGAGACGCCUGCAGGAGAGGAGGAGGGGUGAAGGUAGUGGAGUCUUAAAAAUUGAACAAUCUUCCCCUACUCAUAACGGGUGCCCAGAAAAGAGACCGAAGGAAAUGACAGAGGAAGAGAGGCGGGCACACAGAGGAGAAUUGCGACGCCAGUCUCGGGCACGCCAGACUCCGCAGAAAAAGCGAUGGGCAAAGGUAAAGAAUGCUGAAUAUCAACGUAAAUACAAUGAGCGGCAAAGGGAGCUGAAAGGCCUACAUGCUGCUAGACCAUCAUCACGUCCAGCACCUUCCCCUCCGCCUCUAUCCCCAACGUCAGGCUCGCCCCUCCCUUCAAUUUCUCCAGGAUUACCCUUCCCUUCAACUUCUCCAUGCCUACCUCUCCCUCCAACGCCUUCACUUCUGUCCCAUGGUCCCUCACGUUUGUUUGAUGCAUUGGAUUUAUGGCGGAUUUCAUGGAAUGUUGGGGUCAAGCAACUGUCGGGCAGGUGUUUCCAUGCAUCUGCAGUUUGUGCCAGGCCCGCCCAUGACGCAAAGUUUGAGGGUGCAAAAGAGCGUCUCAACACUCUUUCAGAAGCUCCUGGAAACGAUGUGAAGUUGAAGAUGUACGCACUUUUCAAACAGGCUACCAAAGGCAAGAACACCACACCCAAGCCCGGCAUGAUGGACAUUGUGGGGAAGGCCAAGUGGUCGGCUUGGAGUGAGCUCGGGGAUAUGAGUCAGGAUGAUGCCCAGUUGGCUUACAUCUCCAUCGUGGAUGAGCUUUUGGGAGCAGAGGCCGAAAGCGCGGCAGCUGCCGAGGAUGCUGGGCCCGGAGUUCAGUACGAGGGACUGAAGAUCAUCAGGGAGGGCAAGAUAUUCAAGAUCCAACUCAACAGACCCAAAAAAUAUAAUGCUCUCACUCACGAUAUGUAUCGGGGCAUCGCUGCAGCCCUGGCUGAGGCAGCAGAAGACAAGGCCUGCAGUGUUGCUGUGCUCACUGGUGCUGGUGAUUACUACUGCAGUGGAAAUGACCUGUCCAACUUCACGAAUGUCACUCCGGACCAGAUCCCCAAGAUGGCUAAGGACGCAAGAUAUAUUCUCAUAGACUUUGUGAGGGCAUUCAUUGACUUCCCCAAGCCACUAAUCUCCCUUGUAAAUGGUCCAGCCGUCGGGAUCAGUGUGACCACUCUAGGCUUGUGUGAUGCUGUCUACUGCUCUGAUAAAGCAACGUUCCAAACCCCAUUUUCCAACCUGGGUCAAUCGCCAGAGGCAUGCUCGUCCUACACGUUCCCCAAGAUCAUGGGUCCUGCCAAGGCAAAUGAACUGCUUAUUUUCAAUAAGAAAAUAAAUGCUCAGGAAGCCUUCGACAGAAAUUUAGUGUCGGAAGUUAUCCCUCAUGAUAAAUUCCAAGAAGAGACUGCCAAAAGGAUAGAGCAGUACUCCAAGUUCCCACCUCAGAGCAUGAGGCUCUCCAAGGUUCUCAACCGAAGUUCAGAGCUGGAGACUCUACGCCGGGUGAACGAGGCUGAGGCGGAACUAUUGGAAGAAAGGUGGCAGUCUCAGGAGUGCAUGAACGCCAUCAUGGCCUUCUUUGCCAGGAAGUGAUGUCCAUCGCUGUUUGAAUGUGUGUGUGUGUGUGCAUGUGUGCGUUGAAUGUUUAUGGUGUCAGUUGCGAAAUGGCAGGCCGGCUUGGGCACAAUGUUUUGUCAUUGUCAUAACACAUUAUUGCCUAGGUUGUUUUGUUGUUUUGUUUUUAGAAACUUUAAAGAACAAUGCUUUCCCAGGUCAACCUAACAACUUGAACAAAAAAUAAUCAUGAAAAAAAAAACAACUUUGCAUGUCCAUGAAAUGAAACAAGUAACAGGCACUUUUAACCCUCCAAUCAUUGCUGACAAAGCCCAUGGUGUCUGGAAAAAUUAUGUUUUGACCAUAGUAUGCUGAAAAACACCUGAGAACAGGCAAACCAAGCAAGCAAAAGCCAUAAAAUUAAGAAUGCAAAUAGGAAUUAGAGCUCAUUUAUGAAGGAGUUGAAAUAUUUGGUGAUGUGUAUAGUAUUAAAAAAUGGAAAAACAAACUGAAAGUGAUUUCAUAUUAUUAAUAUAAUGGCCAAUUUAAUAGGUCGUUGACACUAGGCAGGUUAAUGUACCAGUAAUACGAGUCCUAAAAAAAUCACUGUGGCAGUUGUGCUACGACUGACAAUUUUACAAAAGAGAAAUAAAUGCCUGAUAAUGCUCUCUGUUUAGUUUCAGCAUUUGAUGGAAUGAGAGAGAUUUCUUCAUGCAUUUGUUUUGCAUUUAGGUUUUGUGUAAGAUGAUAAGAGGAUGCAGUAAUUUAACUGCUUUCACAGUUGAGAUUGGUUUGGAAACAUGACCUGCUCUCCCAUUUGAUUGGAAACUAUUUAAUUUGGGCAAGUCAACCAUGACAUACUAUCUAGUGCUGUGCCUUUGUAUUGAUUGUUCAUGAUUCAUUGUAUUCAUUGGCCAUGGCAGUUUAUGUUCUUGGUAGAGUUGCUUCAGUUGGAGGUAGAAAGACCUAUUAAAAGGGCUUCAGAAUAGUGCCUCUGAAAAUUAACAGUUGCAUUAUAGUUGAAGUCUGUUGUGAACUGUUGUGCGAGUCCAGUUUCUUCUUACUAGCUUCUAUUCAUAAAUUUGAAGUUUAAAAGUAGAUUAGUAGUGUCUACUUUACUGUGUACUCAUUCUUUGGAGAAUUUGUGAUGAUGUGAAACUUUUUAGAGAUUUUGUGGUGGUAUGAAAGUUUUCUAUUUUUUUGUAUCUUGCACUUUAUGCCGAAAAAGUCUGAUAUGGUAAAACUGUUGACGGGUUCAUUAUUGCUCCACUUUGUUUCUUGGCCAAUCAGCUUCAUGUCCAUGGUAUUUGAUCAUGAAAAGCAAAGAAUAAAAAAGAAAAAUUUAUUUAUUUUA
This is a messenger RNA of Aplysia californica (California sea hare), 3411 nucleotides long. RefSeq names its product enoyl-CoA delta isomerase 2. The record is from RefSeq and is a predicted model, not a curated record. The transcript is spliced from 12 exons. NCBI's taxonomy places the organism in Eukaryota, Metazoa, Mollusca, Gastropoda, Aplysiida, Aplysiidae. Gene Ontology annotation, molecular function: fatty-acyl-CoA binding. Bases 318 to 2096 code for a protein of 592 amino acids.